AUGCCCGAAAUAGGUUCAUGUACUGAUAUAACAUGUGAUAAUGAAAUCAAAGAAUUAUAUGAAUGUCAUUGUUGUUUACGUCUUGUUUGUUUAUAUCAUUUGAAUGAACAUGUUGAAAUAACAAAACAAAAUAAACAACAAUUAGAUGAUCUUCGUAAUGAAUUAAAUACAGUUAUAAAUACACUUCAACUAAUUGUUGAAGAAAAAUUUUUAACUAUUGAACGCGAACAAAAUUUGAUUGAACAAGCAAAAACAUUUCUUGAUAUAUCCAGUACUUCAAUUGAUGAUCUACAACGUGUUUUCGAACAAAUUAAUCAAACAAUAGCAUCAAAUCGUUCAGGUAAAAAAAAUAAAUUAUAUAAUCAUGAUCAACAUGUAAAUGAAGAAGAAGAGGAGCGUAAACGAACAUCAUACAGAAAAAUUUUUGGUGAAUGUCCGUUAACAUUCAAUGGAGCAUAUGGUCUUACUAAAGCAAAUCAUUCUAUUAAAUUUUGUGAACAUAGAAAAUAUAAUCGAAUCGAAUUAUAUGGCCAUUUUAUAAGCAAACAUGAAUUAAAAGAAGUCUAUGCUAAACGUUUGAUACGAGCUGUUGCCGACAAUCAAGAUCCUUGGAUAACAAAAUUAUUUGAUGAAAAUGAAAAUGUAAUCGAUCAUUUUUAUAAAGUCUCAUGUCCUCUGUUUAAUGAACAAAUUAAUUCAUUAAGAUCUACUCGACAAAAUGUAGUAACUGUACCAUGUCGAUGUCGAUUAAUUCCACUUAAGUCAUUAAAACGUCAUUUACUACUCAAUCAUAAGGUUUCGAAUCCGUUGGCACAAAAAUUAGUUGAUGCUUUCAAAGAACAGCGAACAUAA
Messenger RNA from Rotaria sp. Silwood2, 852 nucleotides. NCBI's taxonomy places the organism in Eukaryota, Metazoa, Rotifera, Eurotatoria, Philodinida, Philodinidae. The record is from the annotation of a GenBank genome assembly.